GAUACAUUGUUUCAUCAGCGCGAGCGGCGUGUUUGAUCGCGACACUGUCCGAGUUCCGCCGCUGCGCUCCUCACCUUUACACUGCAGCGAUUCACGAGCUCUAUUAAUGGCGUUUAGUUGCUCUCUUUGUGUAGUAUCAACACGUUACCUCCCGAAAUGUUUAACAUAAGCUCAGGCGCAGUUUCAAGCGAUUAAAGACGCGUAAAAGUUUUUCAUAUCGGCUCAUUCAUCAAAAGUUCGCUGCUGUCUGGUUUAAAAUAAAGUAUCUUGUUAUGCGCUUGUUUGUGUUUGAACAACUUUCUGUCGUUUUAAGGGAUCGUGUUAUCAUUAUAACAGUGUUAACGUGCAUUAGUGGGAACUUUGUGGCUUCCGAGGAACAUAUGGCAUAAAGACACAGCUGGAGGUAAGAAGCUGAUGUCAGAGCAGCUGACUACACACACACACACACACACACACACACACACACACACACACACACACACACACUCUCUCUCAUUCUGCUCACAUGGACUCGAGAUAGAGACUUGCGUUUGGUCUGCUGGUGCUGUGGAAGUGUUCUUAUGCUUCAGUUUCUGAUGUGUGUCAUGUUUUAUGAAGGUUUUGUUUGUGCAUGACUGGAUUUACUCAUUCAAUGCUGCUGUUUGAAAGGAAGCGCUCAAACUAAAGACCAACUUCUCUAAACACUCAUAUAAUAAGGUCACAGAAAUAAGAAUGGAGUUCCCAGACCAUAGCCGGCAGUUGCUGCAGUGCCUGAGUCAGCAGAGGCAUCAAGGUUUCCUCUGUGACUGCACCGUCCUCGUCGGAGAGACUCAAUUCAGAGCGCACCGGGCCGUUCUGGCCUCCUGCAGUAUGUACUUCCACCUCUUCUACAGGGAUCAGCUGGACAAAAGGGACGUUGUGCUUCUGAACAGCGACAUUGUGACGGCGCCAGCUUUCGGCUUGCUUCUUGAAUUUAUGUAUGAGGGCAAACUGGAAUUCAGCUCGUUGCCCAUCGAGGACGUCUUGGCCGCCGCCAGCUACCUGCACAUGUACGACAUUGUGAAAGUGUGCAAAGGAAAGUUAAAGGACAAGGACCUGAGCUUCCUGGAUGAGAAGAUCGGAGAUGGGAUGGUCACGAGCGGUUUGGAUAAGGGAAAUUGUGCUGAAGCGCGCUGGCACGCGCCGCAGGCCCCCCAGAGAGCUGCCACGGCAGACAACUGUGACAUGGACAACGGUGACGCGAGCCCUGCUGUCACAGAUUGUGAUAGGCCCGUGCAGAAGGCGAACGGUCACCCUGGCGGGUCCCCGGACCUUGUAGGUGUCAAUUAUGUGUCAGCAGAGGGCGACCCUUGUGUCCAAACAGCUGGAAAAACAAAAGCUGAUGUCAGGAGUUCAGCCAUCGGCUUGUCCCAGAGGUCCCGGGCGGUGGAUGACAUGGACUGCGCUUUGGAUUUGUCUUUCAAGCCUCUGUCGAGCCGAGACGGCUUCCACCCCUCCUUCCUCUCGGGACAGCUGGCCCUCGACAGCCAGCAGCAGGCCACGGAGCCACUUGUUAAAGACGAACACGACUUUCUGUCAGAGCAGGAGGACGGCGAGCCCGUGAGCCCCGUGAGCCGGCGCUUUGGGAAUAGCGCCAGGAACUCAGUGGUGACAGGGUUCGCUGCCCUCUUCCCCGGCAACAACGGCCCGAACGCGGACGACGACCUGAUGGAGGGGGAGGGCCGGCGCGAGGAGGGGCCUCCCCCCGGCCGGUUGCUCGGAGACAGCGAGGGGGAAGACGAAGACGAUCUGGCGUCCUCGGACAUCUCGACGUCCAGCGGCGUUCUGUUAUCCGGCGGCCAGCAAGUGUGCGUGUGUCCGCUCUGCAGCAAAGUCUUCCCGAGCCCGCACGUGUUGCAGUUGCACCUCAGCUCGCACUUCCGCGAGAAAGACGGGGUGCGUUCCAAACUCUCGCCCGACGGAUCCGUGCCGACGUGCUCGCAGUGCGGCAAGACGUUCUCCUGCAUGUACACGCUAAAGCGGCACGAGCGCACGCACUCCGGCGAGAAGCCCUACACGUGCGGCCAAUGCGGAAAGAGCUUCCAGUACUCGCACAACUUGAGUCGGCACGCCGUCGUGCACACGCGCGAGAAGCCGCACGCGUGCAAGUGGUGCGAGCGACGCUUCACGCAGUCUGGGGACCUGUACCGGCACAUCCGGAAGUUUCACUGCGGCCUCGUGAAAACCCUCACGAUUGGAUAGUCACUCAAACACUGUGGCUUCAUUAAACUCAUUGCAAUGAAGUAUUUAAUCACGUCCUUUGAUAUAAAAACAAUAAACGUACUCAAAUAAUAUAUUGUUACUAGUAAUAACAAUCCAGUAUUUAGCGUUUGGCAGAGACACGGAUUUCCGUCUAAUAUAAAAAUGAUUCAAAUUUGACCCCUUCACAGAGAAGCUUGAAGUCUUUCUGUAUGUCCUCAAUUUAACUGUUCUUGAAGUAAACAAAUGCAUAUUUAAUUUAUUCAGUUAUACUCUGUUUUUGAGAUUUUAGGGGAAUCUGAUGGUGUGAUUUAUGUUUUUAAGUGGAUCUAACGAAGGGUUUUGUCAUUAAAAUGUAUCAGUUCUGCACUUGGCGUCGUUAUAAGUGACAUUGCCUGUUAAAGUCCUACUUCAGUUUUCCUUAAUAAUAACUUAAAGACAAAUGAAGGACGAGUUAACACUGAUUCCGCUAGUGCUAGUGGUUCUACUGGUUUCACUGGAACACGUCUCUGUUGUUUCUCUUCUCUGUAAACAUGGUUGAACAGUUUGACUCCGUUUGGAUUUCAGGGGAACUUUAAGGUCAGAAUGGCUUGAACCUCUGAGACAAUGUUUCCUUUUCAUUAUUUCAUGUUGUCAGUGGAUUGAAGAAGUCGAGAUGAAGAAACGUGUACGUUUGUAUAGUAACGCUUACUGCUGUAUGUUUAUCAGUCCUGAGAAAACUUGAUUAGAGUUAUUUAUUAGUUUGUUCUUUCUGGUUCAGGGUUUACUGUAGACAUUUUAAAGUAGAGAACGUACCGUGCUGGUUGGGAGAAUCGAUCGCCGCAUGUGCCGAUCUGGAUGUAUCAUCUCGUGUAGAUAAGCCAUCGUAAAUGAAGUUUGACUUCACCGAUGCUAACAAGCACUUCCUUUGAACAUAGUUUCUAGAGACGACACUGAUAUACUGUAGGCUGCUAUUUCUAACUGUAUAUUUAUUUUAAAAAAUUUAAAAAAAAUGUAUUUUAUUUAUAAGAUCAUGGUCACAUUUUCAUUUGGACUUUAGUACGACUGAGGUCUCGUUAAAGCUGCGACGCUUCCUGUUAACUGGAGAGUCUGAGUCUUCCGAUUGUAGCCGAGACGACGACGACGUUUGUCGUUGUUUAACGAGAUCAACUAACCGUGCCGUUACAGCGGGAGUCGAGAGAUACUGUAACGGUAAAUGUGAAACGUAUGAAAUGACGCAGCGACGUUUGUCCGAGACAUUUCUCGAGGAACCGUCCUAAACGGCGGGAUGUGCGCUCGGUCAUUUUAAGAUUUACCUAUUUCAAUUUCAUAACGAACUGAAUUGUCAUCUUUUAUACAGUUUUUAAAGUAGUAUUAAUUUAGUUAAACACUUAGAAUUUGAUUAUUAAAAUUUUUUAUUACAUUUUUUUUGGGUAUUUGUGUUAUGAAAUUUAAAUGUGUAAAUCUUAAAAAUAAGCAUGCAUAUAUAGAUAGAUAUAUAUAUGUUUUUUUUGGGGUUGUCGGCAUGUAAAACCACAUAUGCAUCAACACGUGCAUUGAUUAUCUGUUUUCAAUGAUGCAAUUAAGUUUGUGCACUGGACUGCUGCAUGCUUGCACCGUGAACGAUGAUUUUGUUGCACAAAACAAGAUUUCACAGGCCGGUAAUUUAGAAGAUAUUAUUAAAGAUAUUUGCAAAUUCUCUGUUUUUGAGAGAACAUGCCGAAAUGUUGGGAGUUUCUCUCUUAUUUACAUACUCGUUACAGUAUGUACAGUGAUGACACAUGCUGUCGUUCAACCGCGCAUUAAUUGCACCUGUCGCAAUAUAUUUACUCAUGGUGGGUCUUUACAUACUUAAGCCGUCAACAUCCGUAAAAGCCAACAUAUAUGAAUGCAAUAAUGAACAUUUAUAUACUUCAGAGGCAUGUGAGGUACAGGACGGGUCAUGUGACUCAUUUUUUUGGGAUUGUGCUGCCGAUAUUGACACAGUUCUCAGUUCAGUCUGCGGCACAACAGCCGUAUGACACCUGGAUAAAUGUCUUCUAAAGGUUCAAACUGUGAAAUUGUAUAAUCAGAAGUCAUAUUUAUUGAUUUGUUUCUUGUGCAAAAUGUUACUGUACUAUAUCAGAAUUUCGACUUGAACGAUACUAAGUGAGAACUUUUUACUAGACUUUGUAGAAGUGCCAUUAUAUGUAAUAUACGUUUUUGAUAUAAAACAUAUUUUAUAGGAAACAAAUGAUUCAUUGUUAGUGAAUGUAGAUGACAAUCUGUUCGAUCUGAACUUGCUUCUUUGGUAAUUUAUUUAGAUUUUCUGGCAUUUUGUUUGUGUGUUUGUUUGCUUUCUUUGGGCACAUUUGACCUUUUGUGUUUGUGCUGUGAAAAUGUGACAAUCUUUCAUCUUUAUUUCAAAUAAGAAUAGAUUAAACAACCUUUUCUGUGGAAUCGUUGUGUUUGUCUUUUGAAAUGAUACAUUUACAUUUAUGCAUUUGGCAGAUGCUUUUAUCCAAAGUGACUUACAGAGCACUUAUUACAGGGACAAUCCCCCCGGAGC
Messenger RNA from Xyrauchen texanus (razorback sucker), 4744 nucleotides. It is a transcript of the gene zbtb42, whose product is annotated as zinc finger and BTB domain containing 42. The transcript is spliced from 2 exons. Gene Ontology annotation, biological process: regulation of transcription by RNA polymerase II. Gene Ontology annotation, cellular component: nucleus. The coding region runs from base 712 to 2220 and encodes 502 amino acids. The record is from RefSeq and is a predicted model, not a curated record. Lineage: Eukaryota; Metazoa; Chordata; Actinopteri; Cypriniformes; Catostomidae. Gene Ontology annotation, molecular function: DNA-binding transcription factor activity, RNA polymerase II-specific; RNA polymerase II cis-regulatory region sequence-specific DNA binding; protein binding.